Molecule: messenger RNA, 1485 nt
Organism: Arthroderma uncinatum
Lineage: Eukaryota; Fungi; Ascomycota; Eurotiomycetes; Onygenales; Arthrodermataceae
Exons: 2
Coding region: 1-1485 (494 amino acids)
Source: RefSeq, a predicted model, not a curated record
AUGGAGACGCCGGCUUCAGGUUCUGCCCCAAACCCGGGCCCGGAAGCUGCUCCAAAACCUCCAGCCCCGAAGCCGCAGAAUCCUGCCCUGCGCAUGCUAGGCCUGCCAAAUAUCAAACUCAAGCUUCCGUCGAGGAAUUGGCUGAUAUUCCUGUCCGUCACCGGCUCCUUCAUCGGCGCCCUGGUCUACGACCGUCGUGAGAAGAAACGGAUACAAGAUAAAUGGUCAAACGUGGUCGCGCACCUUGCCAAUGAGCCAUUGCGGACAAACGAGGCCAGAAGAAAGGUCACCGUCUUCCUCUCCGCUCCCCCCGGAGACACGUUGCGGAACGCGAGGGACCAUUUCCGUGACUAUGUGAAGCCCAUCCUUGUCUCUGGAGCGUUGGAUUAUGAAGUUAUAGAAGGUAGAAGAGAAGGAGACCUUAGAGCUGCUAUUGCGAGCAGGAUUCGCAAGAGGAGAGAGCUGGCUGGUGAGGCUGGACCACCGCCAGAGCCUGAUAUGGACGACGCAGACUUCGAGACCAGGCUUCGACGUGUCAGACAGGUGACGGGCGUUCACGAUGAGCCGGAGAUUAAGGGAGAUCUAGUUGUUGGCCGACAUGCUUGGAAAGAAUACAUCCGUGGCAUCCAUGAGGGCUGGCUGGGCCCUUUAGUUGACCCUGCAACUCUGGUGAAGCCCGUCGAAGCCGUCGUGGAAGAAACAGCCGCUCAGGAGCCAUUGAUGUCAGACUCUCCCAGUGAAAACUCCCCUUCAGCAACAGCAGAAGAGUCAGCAAAGGAUGAGAAGAAAGAGGCAGAGAAGCCGGCUGAGAAGCCAAAGCCAAAGGGACCCGCGCCCUCAUACCUCCUUCCCUCCGCCUAUCCUACACACCAACUCUCCCCCGUUGCGCCAAACGAGUUCGACGGUUCAGCUCCUAUUGCCUUCCCGCAUAUUCUAGGCUUCUUGAACACCCCCAUCCGCCUCUACCGCUUCCUUACUCGUCGUCGUAUGGCAGACACCGUCGGAGAGCAAGUGGCGGCCGCCGUCCUCGCUUCGUCCAUAAGACCAUACACAGACGGCCAGCAUAGCUCUGAAUCCGAAUUCGCCGCCAUCACUCCAAGUGAGCCAUCCACGUUAGAUGAACCACUCGCCCCAUCAAACACCAGUGAGCAACAAGCUGUGCUCCAAGAGGAGGAGAAAGACUGGCAUAAAUCGGCGCACAAACAGCCCACCGAUCCAGCUGACAUCAGGGAAGAACAAGAAUGGACAGACACCUUAGUCCUCGAUCCACGCAUUAGCUCUCGGAUGCGCAAGUUUACCCUCUCGCCUGAAGACCUUGCUCGAUCCCAGCGUAUCGCCGAGGGUAAGGAAUGGAUUAUAGGCGAGGAACGACCGCCGCAUGUCCCCAUGUGGAAAUUCCUUUGGGACUCGUACGGAUGGGGCGAGGAGGAGAAUGCUCGAAGUAAGGUCGUUAUUGGAAAUUUGGACGGCGAGGAUGGUGAAUAG